Messenger RNA from Clarias gariepinus (North African catfish), 3237 nucleotides. Its product is annotated as interferon-induced GTP-binding protein Mx3-like. Lineage: Eukaryota; Metazoa; Chordata; Actinopteri; Siluriformes; Clariidae. Gene Ontology annotation, molecular function: GTPase activity; GTP binding; microtubule binding. Bases 101 to 1999 code for a protein of 632 amino acids. The transcript is spliced from 14 exons. Gene Ontology annotation, cellular component: nucleus; microtubule; membrane. Gene Ontology annotation, biological process: defense response to virus. The record is from RefSeq and is a predicted model, not a curated record.
ACAUCUGGGUGCACGUGUCUGCAUACAGUAUAUAAAGAGCCACUCGGAUCACUUUCAGUUUAUUCACAUCCUUUGUAAUCAGGUUGCUGUACACAGCUGGAUGAUGGAGAGUGAGCAUAGUAGUUAUGAAGACAUUCCUGAUGCUGAUGAAAGCAGUAAGCAAAUGGAAGGGGUGUUUCACAGUCAUUUGGAUGAGAAGGUUCGUCCUUUUAUUGAUCUGAUUGACUCUUUGAGACUGAUUGGUAUUGAAGAAGAUCUGGCUUUACCAACUAUAGCUGUAAUUGGAGAUCAGAGUUCUGGGAAAAGCUCUGUGUUGGAAGCACUAUCUGGAGUAGCAUUACCCCGAGGGAGCGGUAUUGUUACGAGGUGUCCACUGGAGCUGAAGCUGAGGAAGAUUAAAUGUGGCGUUCAGUGGAAAGCUGUAAUAUCUUAUGGAGAUGAGUUUAUUGAGUUUAAUGACCCAUCACUGGUUGAGGGUUACGUGGAGGCAGCCCAGAAUGAGCUGGCUGGAGAAGGUGUUGGAAUUUGUGAUGAACUCAUCACUUUGGAGAUCAUGGCUCCUGAUGUGUGUGACCUUACACUGAUCGAUCUUCCUGGGAUUGCCCGAGUUCCUGUAAAAGGUCAACCAGAGGACAUUGGAUAUCAGAUCAAAAAUCUCAUAGGAAAAUAUAUAGAGAAGGAUCAAACUAUAAAUUUAGUUGUGGUGCCAUGUAAUGUUGACAUUGCAACAACAGAAGCUCUGAAAAUGGCACAGGAAGUGGAUCCUGAAGGGAAAAGGACUUUGGCUAUUCUUACAAAGCCAGACCUUAUAGACAGGGGAACAGAGAAAAACAUCUUGGAAAUAGUACGAAAUCAGGUGAUUCCUCUAAGUAAAGGAUACGUCAUCGUGAAGUGCCGAGGACAAAAGCAAAUUGAUGACAGGAUCUCUCUGGCUGAGGCCACUCGAGUAGAGAAGGAAUUCUUCAGACGUCAUGAGUACUUCGGUUGCCUGUUGUAUGAAGAAAAAGCUACUAUUCAGUGCCUUGCCACCAAACUGACUCAAGACCUGGUAGAUCACAUCAAAAAAUCAUUACCUUUAAUCUCAGAAGAGAUCAAAAAGCAGCUGUGGAGCAUGAGAAAAGAGCUGAGUCAUUGUGAAACCGGCCCACCACUGGACCCGCUUAAGAAGAAGAUCUUUUUUAUAGAUACCUUGACAAAGUUCAACGAUAAGAUCAACCGCUUGGCAUCUGGCGAGGUGGUCAACGAUGACAACUUGUUUGUACUGCUUCGUUCUGAGUUCAAAAAAUGGAAAGAUCAUCUUGACAACACAAAGGCAUCAUUCCACAACAUGGUCCAGGAGGUGGUGAAAGAAUAUGAUCUGAAGCACAGAGGACGAGAGCUCCCUGGUUUCAGUGACUACAAGGUGUUUGAGAUGGUGGUGCAGAGGCUUGUAAAACUGCUAACAACACCAGCCACUGACACACUCAAAGUCAUAAGAGAAACCAUACAGAAACAGUUUCAGGAUGUGUCCAAAACCUGCUUCCUCAACUUCCCUUUCCUCCAGUGUGUUGCAACGAACAAGAUAGACAACAUUCAGUCAAAGCAGGAGGCCAAGGUGGAGCAGAGGAUCAUGGAGCAGUUUGAGAUGGAGCAACUGGUCUACACUCAAGAUGGAAUCUACUUCAAGACCUUGAAUGAGACUAACUCUGCUGAGGGACAAAAAGCUUCAGAAGACAACUUUGCUGGGUUUGACAACAGAAACAAAUAUCCUGAAAUGCUGAGGGCUUAUUACGAGAUUGUGGUGCAGCGCUUGGCUGACCAGGUGCCUAUGCUGAUCCGAUACUUCAUGCUAAAGGAAUCUGCGCAGCUGCUGUGCAGUGAGAUGCUGUGUUUAAUGGACGGUGCCAACGUGGCCGAGGCUUUGCGUGAAGAAUCGGAGAUCAGCAGACGUCGUGUUGACAUCCAGAACCGCACAGACCGCCUUACACUUGCUCAAGAGAAACUCAGCAACUUUGUUUGAAACCAGGGGGGCAGUGCAUAGCAGGGUUUUAUAUCAGUAAUUUAUAUUCAGCUAUUUUCCGUUAACUGAAUGAGGUGUGUAGAAACACUGAUCUCCGUAGAUUUGUGGCCCUUCAGAACCGACACCAACGAUCUACAAUGAUUUUUUAAAAAUAUUUUACAAAAUAUAACCGUCAAUAUUAAAAUUAAAUGUGUAGCUAAUUUUUUUUAGGUAUGUUGAAAUAACUUGAAGUACUUAUAUAUGAACUAUAUUUCAGUUAGUGUCAUAGCUGACAUGUUUUGACCUUUUAAGAACCAGUAUCAAAUGCCGUUGGUAAGAUAUAUCUGGGCCAUUCACUGGGCAUAUGAACAAUGGCCCCAAGUCAAUCCAAAUUUGCAAAAGACCAUUUUAUGAUUUGUUUUGUUUAGUUCUGUAACCUCCACAUUAAACACUUGAUUUGGAUUUAAACAUCCUGACUUUUUAUUCAAUCUCGUCUUCAACUGAGUGUGUACAACAGUUAAGCAAUACCACAACAGAGGGAGUGCUGUUGUGAUGAUUAUCAGCAAUGCUGUGAUACGGUCAGAUGCACAAGGGAGCAGCCUGAUGGGGUUAUAGCCACGCUGAUAUUCGGCACAACCUCAAGUGAUAUUGCUUAUAUUGUGUUUGUAUCACUAACACCACUUAACAGAUUUAUUAUUUAUUUAACCAGUUAUUUUGUAGUAUGUAGGCAAAUUGUGAGAAGAAUAAAUCAUGUAGGUGAUGGAAAGUACUAUAAAUUUGUUUCUCUUUACAUUUACAUUUCCAAGUGUCUCUUAUGACACUUGCUUUUGCUUUAUGUGUGUGCACACGUGUGUUAUAAUAAACAAUACUUCCAUUUCCAGCUCUAGAAUAUCAGCUCUGUUAACACCGAGUUCCAGGGUUAAAUCCCAAAUAGCUUUAAACGAAAAGCUAGUGCACUAGGGUGUACAAUCCCAUUUCCCAGAGGCAAGAUAGGACCCUUAAUUAUGGGCUAGGGAGGGAUUUGAGAUUCAGCCAUGCAUUAGAAGCUAGUUAGCAUUGCAGCUCAAUUUAGGUGUAAAAAUUGACAAUUUAGAACUUGAAAGCAAUAAAACAAAAAGUAUUGUUUAAAAUGUCAACGUUAUACACAUUUUCUUGUCAUUAGUGCAUCUGUGACAGGUUUUGAAGUAUUUUUUGGCAUGUAACUGUUCUCUCCUUUAUGUCCCUGAAUAUCUAUGCAACAUUAAAGUUAUUAAAAUAUU